Molecule: messenger RNA, 2885 nt
Organism: Cryptomeria japonica (Japanese cedar)
Lineage: Eukaryota; Viridiplantae; Streptophyta; Pinopsida; Cupressales; Cupressaceae
Product: disease resistance protein Roq1
Exons: 4
Coding region: 183-2810 (875 amino acids)
Biological process (GO): signal transduction; defense response
Molecular function (GO): ADP binding; ATP hydrolysis activity
Source: RefSeq, a predicted model, not a curated record
UAAAUUUGACUAUCUUUAAACAUCCUUUGUAGAUAUAGAUUAGUAACAUCUCCACCAACAUAUAAUUUACUCCCCAAACCCUGGUCUGGCGUUGGGAGCUCAUAGGAUUUUACUUCCUUGUUGACAGGGAAAGUGUAAUUAAGUUUCUGCCCAGCCCACUCCGAGUUACACUCUCCAUCCUCAUGGCAUCUUCCUCAUUAUCUCAUCAACAAAGUAUGGAAUCUGACCCUUUCAGUGAAUUUCAAAGGGAAGGGUUCAGUGUUGUAAGUACAAAAGGAUAUGAUGCAUUCAUUAACCACCGGGGCCCUGACAUCAAAGAGUCUGUUGCUUCAGAAAUUUACAAUUGUGUGCAGGUUAUGGGAUAUCGGCCAUUUCUUGAUCAGCCAGAGUUGCAAUUGGGAGAUCCAAUUCCCUCUACCAUACAAAAUGCCAUAAACACUUCCACAGUUCAAAUCUCCAUCUUCUCACCACGAUAUGCAGAGUCCCAGUGGUGUCUGGAUGAGCUGCUUCUCAUGUUGAAAACUAAGGCUCGGUUUAUUCCUGUAUUUUUUGAUGUAAAGCCUUCUGACCUUCGCUACCCUCACAAGGGAGUUUAUGGGCGUGCAUUGGGUGAGCAUGAAGAAAAGGGGAGGUUCAGCAAUGAGAGGCUUCAACAGUGGAAAGAAGCCCUCAAAUCUUCGUCAUUCUUAUGCGGCUACAAUUUCAGCACGUCUAAUGGUAAUGUCAAGACCCUGUGUAGAAAGAUUGCCUUGGCUGUGAAGCAAGAGGUUGAAAACACAAGAUGUAUGGAAGUUGCAAAAUAUCCGGUAGGACUUGAUGAUCUGGUGGAGGAUUUUGAAAGGCAGACUGCAAGGAAAGGGAAUAUUGUUGGAAUAUUUGCGAUGGGGGGUUCUGGAAAAACAACCCUAGCCAAAGAAUUGUUUAACCGCAAAAGGUGGAGUUACCAUGGAUCAAGUUUUAUUUUUGAUGUGAGAGAAGCAUCUGCUAGAGAUGAAUUAACUUGUUUGCAAAGUCAGCUCCUCAGAGAUCUCUUCCUCGAAGAGCGGAAAUUUAUGAGUAAAAGUGAAGGGAAAUCCUUUCUUAAGCAGCGAAUGCGGAGAUCUAGAAAUCGAUUCCUUAUUGUUCUGGAUGAUGUUGAUGACCACCAGCAGCUAGAUGCUCUCUUGUUAAGAGAUGCACUCAAUUCUGGUAGUCUGGUCAUUGUCACAACUCGUGAUGAGAGUGUGCUAACAAGAGCCGGAAUUACCCGUCAUUAUAUAUUGAAAGAAAUGAAAAGAGGUCAUGCAAAAGAGCUCUUCUGUAGGCAUGCAUUAGGACUGGCAAAAGCGCCCACUGGAUAUGAGAAGUUAGUUGAUAGCUUCGUACAAUUCUGUGGAGGUUUACCUCUGGCUAUACAAGUGUCUGCUGCGACUCUUUUAGGCAUCGCUGAUGUGAAUAUUUGGCGGUCAGAGUUGCAGAAAUUUAAGAGUACUCUGAAUCUGGAAAUAAAAACGAAGCUUGGCAUUAGUUUGGGAAGGCUAGACCGAGAACAAAAACAGAUUUUUAUGGACAUCGCAUGUUUUUUCAUUGGCAAACUGGUGAGUAUUGGCGUAAGGAUAUGGAAGGGAUCAGGAUGGAACACAGAGCACACAAUUCAGACUCUCAAAGAUAAAUGUCUACUUGAAAUAAGAAGAGGGAAACCCAUGGUGGGUAUUGGGAACGGUAUGUGUGAAUUUCAGUAUGAUGGCCCCUCUGUUUUUCAAAUGCAUGAUCUUCUUCGAGAUCUAGGCAGAGAAAUGGCAAGAGAAAUUGAUGCACAUGCUUCUCCUCUUCGACUCUGGCGUCCUCGAGACCUUAAAUUUAUGGAAAAGAAGGGAUUCAAAAAUAUCCUCACCGAAACCAAAGACAAAAAAAUUAGGUGUUUCAAUUCAAUUUUUGAUUUGUCCAUGAAAUGCCAAAUCACAUAUUUCUUGGGAAACUCAGAUGAUCGUGAUCUGGCGUUAACUGAUUUGCUAUGGAUUGAGCUUCAAGUGAAUGGACUUGAAUGGACGAGCAUCCCUUCAUGGAUUCCUCUGGAAAACUUGCAGUGUUUAAGAAUCAUCGGAGGACAUCUCCAGAGAUUGUGGCAGAAAGAUGACCAGGUCCCUUUCGAGUUGAAAGAGUUGCUGCUUCAUCGAACCUCAUCUGCAGAGUUUCCAAAUGAACUAAGAAAGCUUCAUAAUUUGGAAAAAUUAGUCCUCCAAGGAAGUUUCACUAAUUUGCCCGUCAUUGAUGGGAAGUCCUUAUCAGAAACCCUUGGAAAACUGGGUAAUCUUAAAAGCUUGGUUUUAGUAAAUUGCGAAUUAAAUGGGGAUCUGACUCUGAGCAGUAGUGGAUAUCCAGAAAGUGAGUAUAAGACAGGUAUAUGCAAUAAGCUUAAAACAGUAGGCAUUCAUGAUGAAGAUUUGUCAUCCGAGGUCUUAGACCAUUGGCCCAGACUUAAAUGUAUUGUCCUUGAUUCCCUGAAAAAUUUAAGUAAAGUGCAUUUGUGGCUGGUAAAACCAUUGAAUCGUCUGAAGUUCAAAAAUUGUAGAAGAUUGAAAAGUGUAUCAGGGAAAUUGGACCAAGGAAAGCAUACACAAUUGAUCAUCAGUAAUUGUCCACGGCUUCAAAAGUUACCAAGACAACUUGUGAGUUAUUUGAACUCCAUUGAAGUUGACCGUUUAAUAUCCUUUAAUGCAAAUAAAGACUUGAAAGGAAUAGACUAUCUCCAUCUUUCAAAUGGAAAAGUCAAGAAAUACAGGACCUACUGUUCAAAGCUGUCAAAGAUACUCAGCAUGCUAUCAUCUUGAAUGUCUAGAAUUUCAAGCUUCUUAUAGUUGUAACAGGAGCAGCAUUAAUAAGAUAAAGUGUUGUAGAUUAUACUA